Molecule: messenger RNA, 366 nt
Organism: Penicillium nucicola
Lineage: Eukaryota; Fungi; Ascomycota; Eurotiomycetes; Eurotiales; Aspergillaceae
Product: SNAP receptor SNC2
Exons: 3
Coding region: 1-366 (121 amino acids)
Biological process (GO): vesicle fusion; vesicle-mediated transport
Cellular component (GO): SNARE complex; plasma membrane
Molecular function (GO): syntaxin binding; SNAP receptor activity
Source: RefSeq, a predicted model, not a curated record
AUGGCUCCUACCGAACAACCAUAUGAUCCUUAUAUCCCCGCCGGCUCUGCCGGAGCGGAUGAUCUAUCGAGGGGCCCCAAACCGAACAACAAUAUCGACAAGAUCUCGAAAGAAAUUCAAGACACCGUAGGUGUGAUGAAGGACAACAUUGACAAGGUCUCCCAGCGUGGAGAGAACCUGAGCUCGCUUCAGGACAAGACCGACAACUUGGCCGUUUCAGCCCAAGGCUUCCGCCGAGGCGCCAACCGCGUGCGCAAGGAUAUGUGGUGGAAGGACAUGAAGAUGCGUGUUUGCCUGAUCAUUUGUGUGAUUGUGCUCCUCGUGGUCAUUAUCGUGCCAUCCGUGGUUGCUACGAAACACCACUAA